Molecule: messenger RNA, 1467 nt
Organism: Thelazia callipaeda (thelaziosis nematode)
Lineage: Eukaryota; Metazoa; Nematoda; Chromadorea; Rhabditida; Thelaziidae
Source: the annotation of a GenBank genome assembly
AUGGAACGUAUCAUAGAACACCGUCGAGAGGAUGGUUUUCCGGGUAUAGCUAUUCAAUGGGGAGCUGUAGGCGAUGUGGGAGUAAUCCUCGAAAAUAUGGGUGAUAAUAAUACUGUUGUUGGUGGAACUUUACCACAACGCAUGCCCUCUUGUUUAGCUGCUUUGGAUUUGUUUCUAUCAUGGGAUCAUCCUGUCGUCGCAAGUUAUAUCAAAGCUGAUAUGGGUGCUAAGAAAGCAACGAGCAGCGGCAAUUUACUGCAAACUAUGGCUCAUAUUCUUGGUGUAAAUGAUGCUUCACAGUUAAAUCCUGAUGCUAAUUUGGGUGAUUUGGGUCUUGAUUCUCUGAUGGGUGUUGAAAUCAAACAAGCUCUUGAACGCGACUAUGACAUCGUUUUGUCUAUGAAAGACAUUAGAACGUUAACGUUGAAUAAAUUACAACAACUAGCAGAUUCCGGUGGCACAUCAUCAACGGUACUGCAAACAACGGAACUUGAACUCAAGAAAGAAAGUGAAAAGGAAGCUGAACAAAAUACCGUGGAACAGCUUGAAAGACAAAUGAAUCAAUUAUUCAAGAUGAGAGUGGAUGUUAAUGACCUUGAACCAACUGACCUAAUUCUGAAAUGCAACAAAGUAGAAAAUGGACCACCAACUUUUUUUGUUCAUUCCAUAGAAGGAAUUGCUACACCUUUGAAAAGAGUGAUGUCGAAAUGCAAUUUUCCCGCAUACUGCUUCCAAUCAACUCGGGAAGUGCCACAAGAUUCAAUUGAAAAAGUUGCACAAAAAUAUAUCACAGAAAUGAAAAAAGUUCAGCCACAGGGACCAUAUCGGAUUAUAGGUUAUUCAUACGGUGCUUGCAUUGGUUUUGAAAUGGCUACAAUUCUUCAAGAAACGGAUGGUGUAAAUUCCGUCGAAAAGCUCAUAUUACUUGAUGGAUCUCAUCUAUAUAUGCAAACUUAUCGAAAUGUUUAUCGGAUGGCCUUUGGUGUGACCGGUGACACACUUGUUAACAAUCCAUUGUUUGAAUCAGAAAUUAUGUGUGCGAUGACAUUGCGCUUUGCAAAUGUUGACUACAAAAAAUUUAGAGUUGAAUUGCUUCAGCAGCCAGGCUUUAAAGCUCGAGUUCAGAAGGUUGUGGAUAAUGUGAUGACAACUGGUCUUUUCAAAUCAGCUGAUACUAUUGACUUUGCGUGCUGCGCAAUGCGUUCCAAGUUUGUCAUGGCUGAUAAAUAUAAACCAGAAAGAAAAUUCAAAGGACUUAUAACUUUGAUAAGAGCAGAACAAGGAGCUGCAAAAGAAGACGAUGUCGGUUCAGAUUACGGCAUAUCGCAAGUAUCCGAUGAAAGUAAAGUAUUUAUUGUGGAAGGAGACCACGAUAGUUUUGUCCAAGGUAAAACGUCAGCAAAAACGGUAAACAUCAUCAAUGAACUGAUUACGGAGUCAUACACAAAAAGAGAUGAAAAUGUUUAA